AUGACGGGAACAGACGGCAAAGACGGUGCCAGAGUCGAACUUCCCCGCACAAAGCGUUUUGGUCCUGAUAGCUCCCACGGUCGAUCGAAUCCCUUCAACGCUCUAUCUCCUCUUUCGGGCGGUGUGUCCUCCCCGUCGACGAACGCCUCGUCUGCAUUCGGCCUGGGAUCCGGCGCCUUUGCAUCUUUCGGUGCCCCCAAAACUCCCGGCGGCUCCGACCUCAAGACGCCCCUCGAGAAACGAGACAACCCGACGGAAUACGACUCGGCGGAGGGCACGAAGACGAGAGCCACUAGUUCUGUCAUCAGAGAACACCCUCUGAAAUCCACCUGGAUCAUUUGGUACCGUCCACCCACGCCUAAAUACUCCGACUACGAAAAGUCAACCGUCCCCCUUGCAUCUAUAUCCUCGGUCGAAAGUUUCUGGUCGAUAUAUUCGCACUUGAAGCGGCCUUCUCUUCUACCCACUGUUUCCGACUAUCAUAUCUUUAAAAAGGGUAUUCGCCCUGUAUGGGAAGAUGAUGCCAACAAGAAGGGUGGGAAGUGGGUGGUGAGAUUGAAGAAGGGUGUUGCUGAUCGGUACUGGGAGGAUCUUCUCUUAGCUAUGGUUGGUGACCAGUUCGCGGAGGCUGGUGAUGAAGUUUGCGGUGCUGUCCUCAGCGUACGGAGUGGCGAAGACGUGUUGAGUGUCUGGACCAGGAUUGACGGUGGGCGCAAUAUCAAGAUCCGGGAAACGAUCAAGCGUCUUCUCAGCUUCCCGAUCGAUACCAACAUUGUCUGGAAGAGCCAUGACGACAGCAUUGCUCAACGCUCUGCCAUUGAUCAAGCGCGUCAAGAGAAGGCCGCCGGAAACAACGGCCACCACCAUCAUCACCACCAUCACCAUCACCACAACAACAAUAACAACAGCAAUCCACAUCACAAUCUAGGUACAGAUCGACGAAGAGUCACGGCUAAUGAUGACUCUACGGGAGAUAAAGGAAAGGGUGCGGCGUCGUGA
Messenger RNA from Aspergillus bombycis, 999 nucleotides. Its product is annotated as eukaryotic translation initiation factor 4E. Gene Ontology annotation, molecular function: RNA 7-methylguanosine cap binding; translation initiation factor activity. The transcript has 2 exons. Gene Ontology annotation, cellular component: cytoplasm; eukaryotic translation initiation factor 4F complex. The record is from RefSeq and is a predicted model, not a curated record. The coding region runs from base 1 to 999 and encodes 332 amino acids. Gene Ontology annotation, biological process: translational initiation. NCBI's taxonomy places the organism in Eukaryota, Fungi, Ascomycota, Eurotiomycetes, Eurotiales, Aspergillaceae.